CUCUCGCUCUUGUGCAGGCGCAGUGUGUGUGUGACAGUGUGUGCAGCUCGGCUGGCCUCCCCUCCGCACUUGAAUGGACUAGAUUCCCAGCCACGUAAGAAGAAGCACAGCGGCGCACCAGCGGGAGAGCGAGAGAGAGGAUGUCCUGCUGAAUCAAGGGAUAGGCCUGGGAAAGUCGGCCGGCCGUCCCUAUCCUUUCCUUUUUCUUUUAACAGCAGCUCCACGUACAACACAGACGACACUUUUUUUUUUUCCUUCAACCCGUGGUAGACCGAGAGAGAGAGAGAGAGAGAGAGAGAGAGCGAGAGAGAGGACGUCGACUCCGCACGCACACAAAGAGCUUCAGCAUUUUCUGGAUGGGGUUUUCUCCCUGCUGUGGUAGAUGACAAUCGCCGUGCGUGGAUAUGAUCCCGGGGAACAAGGCCGUGCACUGACCUGGUACUAGUUAGCCAAGUAAGCUAACUAGUUAGCUCUGCACCUGCUAGCCAUCUCGUCAAAAAAAUUUCGGCUAAAUUAAGCAGCUAUAUUUAGCUUGCAAAACUUGCUUUAUACAUAUAUAAAUAUUUUUGCUCGUGCAAUUUUUUGGUUUCUGUGCCUGCCAGCUGUAAAUUGUUUCCGUUUUACGAAACGUGCCAUUAACCGGUAAAGAUAAGCUAGCAAACCAGCUGCAGGGUUAACUUAGCACCCCCCCUUCAUUCAUUGUAAAAGCUGACUUUUGGGUAGCCUUUGUUUCAGUCUCGUGCCUCUUCUCGCGCUGCUAACGUUAAUAGAAAUUGCAGCAGGUUUGCACAGAAGGGUUUUUUUGGGGGGGGGGGGCAGCAAUUCUGCCAUUUUUAGCCCGGUCGUAUCUCUUGAAUGGAAAACAAAGAGGGGCAAUUGUACAGUUGAACUCUGCAAGAAUAAUAAUUAUUACAGAGCCUUUUUCUGUUGUUUGAAAACCAGCUUUGCCUGUUGACAGUCUGCCACAUUCCCCAGCAGCCAGGAGCAGUCAAAUCAAUUAUUUGUAUUACUUUAUUCAAGAUUUACUAACAAAAGCGGACAAUUUUUUUCACAUUGCACUGAGUUUAUAACAAAAGUAGUGCCUUAAUAGAGGAGGAGAUCAAAGAAGAACCCCCCCCCUUCAGCCCCAUAUUUUGUGGAGUUUUCACACUUCUUCCUCAUGAACAUACAGAGGUCAAAUCCAAUUAACAUUUCACGUUAUGGGAGGUCGCGGCACAAAUCGCACGAUUUCGAAGAAUUGUCUUGCUUGAGGACUACAGAGACGCACCAGAGCUUCAGCCCCAACCUCGGGUCCCCCAGCCCGCCGGAGACCCCGGACUCCUCGCACUGUAUCUCCCGCAUCGGGGACUACCUUUUGUUGGAGCCGCUGGAGGGAGACCACGUUUUCAGAGCCGCCCACCUGCACAGCGGGGAAGAGCUCGUAUGUAAGGUUUUUGACAUCGGCCGAUACCAGGAGUCACUGGCGGCCUACUUCGCCCUGGGCCAGCACCAGCACAUUAACCAAAUCCUGGAGAUCUUGCUCGGGGAGACGAGAGCCUACGUGUUCUUUGAGAGGAGCUAUGGCGACAUGCACUCCUUCGUCCGCACCUGCAAGAAGUUGCGGGAGGACGAAGCUGCCAGACUCUUCCAUCAGAUAGCCUCGGCUGUGGCGCACUGCCACGAAAACGGACUGGUCCUCCGCGACCUCAAACUGAGGAAGUUCGUCUUCAAGAAUGAGGACAGAAGCCUCGUGAAGCUUGAGAGCCUCGAGGACACUUACAUCCUGGACGGUCACGAUGACUCCCUGUCAGACAAACAUGGCUGCCCAGCGUAUGUCAGUCCUGAGAUCCUCAACGCCAACGGCAGCUAUUCGGGGAAGGCAGCUGAUGUGUGGAGUCUGGGCGUCAUGCUUUACACCAUCCUCGUGGGCCGCUACCCUUUCCAUGACGUUGAGCCGGGCUCUCUGUUCAGCAAAAUCCGCAGGGGCCACUUCAACAUCCCCGAGACGCUCACGCCCAAGGCCAAGUGCCUGAUCCGCUCCAUUCUCCGCCGGGAGCCCGCGGAGCGCCUCACCUCUCGGGAGAUCCUGGACCACCCCUGGUUCGCCUCCUCCGGAGCACUAGGGGGCGCCGUGGCGCACGGCCGAGGAGAAAGGGAGCAGGAGCAGAUGGUGCCUGAGGUGAACAUGGAGGAGGAGCUGGAGCAGUUCUUCAGCUGAGCAAACAGCAAGCACAAAAUCGGACGACUCCGCCACGGUCGGCUCGCCACGCUCACAGCAGAGCCGAAAACAGUAGUUUAGAGAUUAAUAGGUGAACAUUUGUCUCAUAAUAAAGGUGUUUCCAUCCUGUUUCCUUUUCCACCAUUUCAUGGAAAACCUUGAGCCUGGCAUGACAAAUGGCAUCUAUGCGUCACCUGGCGGUGCAGCUCCCGCUCGGGAUGUUGCCGCCAGACAUGCAAGUUGCAAACAAUGUAGCAAAUGUUCUUUUUUUUGGGGGGGGGAGGGGGAUCUGUUUGGUUUAAUGUGGUGUGCAUAAAAGUAGACACAUUCACCAUUUUUGACACUAUGGAAAGCAUGAAGGGACAAAAGAACACAGGAAACCAAGGAGAACAAUUGAAAUCGAACUGACACAGUGCAACACCACACCUUUUCUUACAGAUUUAGUUUUAGCUUUAGGUGGUGUCAAUUUAAACCACAGAUCCAGGGUCAGGAAUCACAACCCCAAGUCCUAUUGUUAAUACAACACGCUGAUCAUCCCUGACCUGGGACCAUUGGGUAAUAAAUGGAGCAGCUUAGGCUUUUUCUCAUCAUCUACAUGGUUUGGCGUCGUCUUUGUUUCAUGGUUAAGUUUUUGUUUUGUCAUCCCAUUUGUCUCAUUAUUUUCUCUCAACUUAACUCCUUGACAGCCUCGUUUUCAGCUUUCACCACACGUCAUUCACCACCCUUAUAUUAAACAUUAUUCUGUCUUUUUUUGUUUUUAAGCUAUUCCACAGUGUUGCGACUGCUGCUUUAAUAUCACUCCCAAAACCUCAACCGUGAACAGUGUUUCUUGUUUUUUUUCGGUAAGCCUCCAAACAUGGCAUCAUGCACUUGAUGUGUUGGACGAAUGGACAAUUCCACCUAUUAAAAAUUAGCUUCCUCUUAUUUAAAUUCAUUCAUUCAGUUGUAGGGACGAGAAGGUAACGUUUAUUUAAAUUGUAACAGCUAUAUAUAUAUUAUAUAUAUAUAAAUAAAUAUAUAUAUUUAAAACUACAUUGCAGGGUUUUUCUUUAUUCAGAGAUUCCUUUUUCAUGUAUGAUGUAGGCAAUAUCUUGACACAGGACAGACUCGAAGACGAAAAUGUCUGAAGUUUUGGAAUACACAACAUCUUCAAAGCCAGUAUUCCGGUGCCUCCCCCCGACAGCCCGCGCCACCCGGUCUCCCUCACUUUUUUUUAAAAACUUGAUACGAGAUAUUCGGUGACAGUAUUGCUGCGACAUGUUGGUUUUCUACUGCCUGCGUAGGUUCUGUGAAACGGUCAUGCUCGGAGUGGGUACCAGUGGACAUGUUUUGUCGUAUCUCAAUGUUACUUGAAUUUGUGUUUUUAUCUAGUCAUUGGCAUGUGCCCCAUGAAUGCUAUAGCCUGCCUAGCAGGGGGGGAGGGGUGGGGGGAGGGUGCUUGUUUUUUAAGAAAAGUUUAGAAAAAAAAAAAACAUGACAUUUCUCAAUUUGCUACUUUUCUGAGUUGCUUUUCAAUAAAUAAAACUUGCUUUUUUUGUUUUUGUAGACUGAGCUACCUUUUAUUUAAGUUGGUGCUGAUUUGGUGCUAUUGUUUAGUCCUUUUGUUUCAUGGAGGGGGGGGGGGGUGGUGGUGCAUGGUGGGAUAUCUGCCUCAGAUGUUCUGAUUGUAUCGUAACAGAUUCUGGUGUUUUGUCCAAAUUUAUUCAGUAAAUAAAUUGUGAACUGCUA
Messenger RNA from Anarrhichthys ocellatus (wolf-eel), 3925 nucleotides. RefSeq names its product tribbles pseudokinase 2 (gene trib2). Gene Ontology annotation, cellular component: nucleus. The record is from RefSeq and is a predicted model, not a curated record. The transcript is spliced from 3 exons. Bases 1160 to 2197 code for a protein of 345 amino acids. Gene Ontology annotation, molecular function: mitogen-activated protein kinase kinase binding; ATP binding; protein kinase activity. Gene Ontology annotation, biological process: protein phosphorylation; regulation of MAP kinase activity; positive regulation of proteasomal ubiquitin-dependent protein catabolic process. Lineage: Eukaryota; Metazoa; Chordata; Actinopteri; Perciformes; Anarhichadidae.